Molecule: messenger RNA, 3168 nt
Organism: Rhineura floridana
Lineage: Eukaryota; Metazoa; Chordata; Lepidosauria; Squamata; Rhineuridae
Gene: RUNX1
Product: RUNX family transcription factor 1
Exons: 9
Coding region: 196-1740 (514 amino acids)
Biological process (GO): neuron differentiation; regulation of transcription by RNA polymerase II; hemopoiesis
Cellular component (GO): nucleus
Molecular function (GO): ATP binding; RNA polymerase II cis-regulatory region sequence-specific DNA binding; DNA-binding transcription factor activity, RNA polymerase II-specific
Source: RefSeq, a predicted model, not a curated record
UCUUUGGGCCUCAUAAACAACCACAGAACCACAAGUUGGGUACAGAGGCAGUCACACAAGAGCAGGUCCGGGAUAUUGGUCAGCAGGCAGGGCGAAUCAUUUUGACUACAAACCACAAGAGUUUCAUAGAGUGGUGAAAGAAAUCACAUAUCACCCUCUUUUAAAAGAGAAAAUAAGUUUUUAAAAGAGGAGACCAUGGAUUCAAACAGCAUAUUUGAGUCAUUUCCUUCUUACCAGCAGUGCUUCGUGCGAGCCGAACAACAAGAGCAGUACAAGAAAGCCAUCAGAGCCACCCUAGAAGUAAAUUAUCACCUGCAAUCUACUACAGGGCAAGAUCUACCACAGGGCCUUAUUAUGCUCUCAGCAGAAGAUACCAGCACCAGCCGCCGCUUCACGCCGCCGUCCACCACGCUGAGCCCGGGCAAGAUGAGCGACACGCUGCCGCUGGUCGGCCAGGAGAACAGCAGCGGCGCCCUGGUGGGGAAGCUGAGAAGCGCAAAUCGCAGCAUGGUGGAUGUCUUAGCCGAUCACCCGGGAGAGCUGGUCCGCACCGACAGCCCCAACUUCCUCUGCUCUGUCCUGCCGACCCACUGGAGGUGCAACAAGACUCUGCCGAUCGCCUUCAAGGUGGUGGCCUUAGGAGAUGUCCCUGAUGGGACUUUGGUCACAGUUAUGGCUGGAAAUGAUGAAAACUACUCUGCAGAACUCAGAAAUGCUACUGCUGCCAUGAAGAAUCAAGUAGCAAGAUUUAAUGACCUGAGAUUUGUGGGUAGAAGCGGGAGAGGGAAGAGCUUCACUUUGACCAUCACAGUUUUCACAAAUCCUCCACAAGUAGCCACGUAUCACAGAGCCAUCAAGAUAACGGUGGAUGGACCUCGAGAGCCAAGAAGACACCGUCAGAAACUAGAUGAGCAGACAAAGCCUGGGAGUUUGUCCUUUUCAGAGCGCCUGAGUGAACUGGAGCAGUUGCGUCGCACAGCCAUAAGGGUCAGCCCCCACCACCCAGCCCCCACUCCUAACCCAAGAGCUUCCUUGAACCACACCACUGCUUUUAACCCUCAGCCACAGAGCCAGAUUCAGGAUACAAGGCAACUUCAGCCAUCUCCUCCAUGGCCUUACGAUCCAUCUUAUCAGUAUCUGGGAUCGAUUACAUCACCUUCUGUUCAUCCAGCAACACCCAUUUCACCUGGAAGGGCUAGUGGAAUGACAACCCUCUCUGCAGAACUUUCAAGCCGACUGACAAGUGCUUCUGACCUAACAGCAUUCAGUGAUCCAAGAGUAGGAAUUGAUCGUCCUUUCCCUGCAAUACCUUCCAUUUCUGAUCCUCGCAUGCACUAUCCAGGAGCAUUCACCUAUACUCCAACACCUGUCAGCUCAGGAAUAGGGAUUGGUAUGUCUGCCAUGACCACUGCCACAAGAUAUCAUACUUAUCUACCCCCUCCAUACCCGGGUUCUUCUCAGGCUCAGGGGAGCCCAUUUCAGACCAGCUCCCCUUCUUACCAUCUCUACUAUGGAACAUCAGCGGGAUCAUACCACCAGUUCUCCAUGAUGUCUGGAGGAGACCGGUCACCUCCACGUAUCCUUCCACCUUGCACUAAUGCUUCCACAGGAUCCACUCUUCUCAAUCCCAACCUUCCAAACCAAAAUGAUGUCGUGGACACAGAAGGCAGUCAUAGCAACUCCCCUACCAACAUGGCAACCACAGCAAGGCUAGAAGAAGCAGUAUGGCGACCAUAUUGAAUCACUAGCAUGGUUGUUUUGUCUGUGAUGUCUAUGGUCUUGUCAUGAGUGUGGUUGAAGGCUCUGCCAUGUUUAAAGAUCAUACAGAGAAACAAUCUAUCCAGAAGUCAGUACUUCCAGGAUUGGUGCCAUCCCAUUGAUUUUGGUCAUUGAGGUGAUAAUAUUUCAGAAAAGUACACUCGUCCAAGGGCUGAACUUCUGAAGAUGAAAACAUUUUAAGGUGGCAGUACUAUUCCCUCACUUUGUCUAUAGAUAUGGGGAAGGAUAAAUACUCGAUAUGUUUCCAGAGCUUGAGACUUCACAAAUAGUUUUGGAGCUCCUCAAAGCUUUUUGAGAGUGUUGCUUUUGAUAUCUGAUUUGGAGGCUUAAAGCCUAACACAAUCUUAAUGAGUUUAAUCAUUUUGACAUGCUGGUUAAAAGGAAGUAUAGGAAGAUUCUCAGAGAGAAACUGUGAAUGCUUCUAAUUUAGAAAUGCUGUGAAUAAGAGUUUUUAUAUCUUGGAAUUAAUUUUUUUAACCAAGUUGUAUAUUCCAAAGAGUAUGGAAAUUCUGUUUAUUUUUUAUUAUUUUUUAAGAUGCAACUCAUUCUUCUUUGCAUGUCAUUUUUAUUUCCUUUUUUUGGCACCUUAGAAAUUUGUAAAAAGAUUUAAUCUUUUUUAAAAUGUGCUUGCUUUUCUCAUGCAUUGUCAACUGAAGGCAUGAACAAAAGCCCUUGUAGGGAGGUGAUUUAAUUAUCCCUUUAAUAUAAAAGAGUGACAGCCUUGAGUCCUUUUGAACUACUGAAAACGUAUAUGAUGAGUUACUCGAUAUUUAUGCUCUUAGCAUUGAAUUUUUGUGUGUGAUACCUUUAUUAUUUAAAUAUGCUUAAAGAUAAGCACAUGCAUUUUGUAGCAACCAAAGUUUAAAAUGAUCAGAUAUAGAAUGACUGGAAUAAUUAUGGGUAAUGUGACUUUUAAUUAUUUAGAAGUAUUGUUUACAUUUAGCUCCAUUUCACUUUCAUCAGUCAUUUAAGACCCAAUGAAGUCUCUUUUUUCAUCCAGUUGAGAACCCAGAAUUAUUUUAAAUGUUAGUGUAAUAGAAGUUGUAUCAGAGUAUCUCCAUUCAAAAAAAUUAGAACUUUGCAUCACCUUUUGCUACAUUUUAACAGAAAUUAUGGAAUAUGAAGACACUGGAGGCAGGGACUGGUCUCAGAGAGAGCAUAGCAUAUGUUAUGCUGAACUAAUAUCUAAAGACAUGAAAAGUAAAAUCAAAUACAGCUAGAUAGUAGAUAGCAGAAUACUGAACUAGUAGUUAACUUCCAUGCUGAUAUAUUUUGGGGAAAAAUCUGAUAAGUCCCUGUAUAUUCCACUUUGGGAAUGUUGUGGUCCUAAGCACAAUCAUUUGGACACAAAUUUCAUGGAAAUCGACAUAACAGAAGCCCACACUAGAU